AUGGUACUGUCUACAAUUGAUGAGAUUGCUAUAGAGCCGGACAAGAAGCUCGACUACUCCGAUAGAACUACGAUUGAUAUCAAGUCGGAGUCUGUUGGAUACGAAGAGGCUCCGUCAAUACUAGAAUGGAGCGAAGCGGAAGAGAAGGCAAUCAGGCGGAAAAUCGACUGGCACACUGUCCCGUUGACGACAGUACUCUACCUCCUUUGCUUUCUUGAUCGUUCGAACAUCGGAAAUGCGAGGAUUCAGGGAAUGGCGAAAGACAUUAACCUCGAGGGAUUCCGAUUCAACUGGGUCUUGUCAAUAUUCUACAUUGUUUACCUCUUCGUUGAGGUUCCGAGCAAUGUUCUACUCAAGCGGGUAGGGCCGCGAUUCUACCUCCCGUUCCUUGUUGUCGGAUUCGGCGUUGUAUCAUUAUGCACAGCCUUUGUCAAAACCUACGAAGGAUUGGCAGCAGCAAGGGCAUUUCUGGGAGUCUUUGAAGGAGGCGCAAUGCCUGGGUUCUCAUUCUUCCUCAGCAGUUUCUAUCGACGAGAGGAGUUAUUGCUUCGGAUCGGAAUUUUGAUUUCAUCAGCAUCUCUUUCGGGCGCAUUUGGUGGUCUUCUGGCGACCGGCCUAUCUCGAGUGCCGGAAUGGGGCUUCGACAGCAUGCCGAUACACACCUGGCGCAACAUCUUCUUCUUCGAGGGCUUCGUUACGAUCUUGAUCGGGCUAUUCGCGCCGUUGUGGAUGCCGACAAAUCCAGCCACUGCCUAUUUUCUCACCGACCGAGAACGAGCCAUCGCCGUCGAGCGUCUUCAGCGAGAGCACAAGUCUGAUGCCAACGAGCCAGUCAGUCUCGACCAUGUUAAGAGAGCUGUCUUCUGUAUUCACAACUACACGUGCGCUUUCGGUUUCUUCCUCAUCAACAUCACUGUGCAGGGCAUCUCGGUUUUCAUGCCGACGAUAUUAAACGACCUGGGCUGGACAGCGACAAAGGCGCAGCUCAUGUCUGUACCACCAUACGUCGUGGCCUGCGCGUCAGCUGUGACGGUGGCGUACAUCAGUGACAAAACGCGUCAGCGCGGCAUAUAUCUUGCCCUAUUUUCACUCAUCGCUGUAAUUGGGUUCGCCAUCUUGCGGUUCGAGACCGACGCAAAUAUUCGAUACAUGGCUGUCUUCUUUGUCACCGCGGGCGCGUUCCCUGGCGGGCCCGGAUUUUUGAGUUGGGCUAUGAAUAAUUCUGCGGGACCAUCAGUCCGAGCGGUUACGAGUGCCUAUGUUGUCACAAUCGGCACAAUUGGAGGCAUUGUUGCGACGUGGACGUACACAUUCAAAGAUGCACCCAAGUACUUUGUUGGACACACUAUCAACUUGUUUGGACAGAGUUUGGCCGUACUACUUGCCGUGUUCGGUGUCCUGUAUUGUUUGUAUGAGAAUAGAAUGAGAGCUGCUGGGACAGUCGCCAUCCUCAACUGCAAAAAUGCGCAAAGCUGGAGAGUUGGCGUUUACAUGGAGAAGGAAGAUGAGAAGAGUCUGUUCUACCGCUCCAAUCAUCAAAUAGGAUUUGUCUCGGUUCCCAAUUCUGUUGUAGCCAGGUCAACAUUUGAGAACAUCCUUGUUGGGUCCAGUAACCCAGAAGAUGCAGACUCGCUCUGGAAGAAAUCACAAUCAUCGCAUCAUAUCAUUGUUAACUGGCAUGUACCACAUGGAAGCGACCGGAAGCCUGGUCAGAUACCCUGCUGGGUUGCCAAAACGUUCCCUGCCGGUUCAUGGGUAGAGCACGAGGAAGGACAUUCCGUUGUUCUCUCUUUCGACUACGAAAGAUUCAAGCCCGGUUACGCCUGGCUUCAUUUCGACAGCCAAAUUCAAGAACGCAACAAGAACUUCUGUGUAUUCUUCCUGGUGGAUAGCGACGACGUUGUGAAAACCUUCAUAGACAAGAAUCCGAGAGACAUCUUGCACACGCUACCCCCAGACCCUUUUCACUUCAACAACGACACGGUAUCAUCAGCACAGCUACCUUGUGAAUCCGAGAAUUGUGAAAAGGUUGAAGUCAGACUUUCAACAAGGUGGACGCGGCUCGGAAAGGUCUAUGAUCUAUCUUUACAGUGGAGAGCAAAGGCAGACGAGCCACCCGCCGACGAGCUUUGA
Molecule: messenger RNA, 2133 nt
Organism: Colletotrichum gloeosporioides
Lineage: Eukaryota; Fungi; Ascomycota; Sordariomycetes; Glomerellales; Glomerellaceae
Product: putative transporter
Exons: 6
Coding region: 1-2133 (710 amino acids)
Biological process (GO): transmembrane transport
Cellular component (GO): membrane
Molecular function (GO): transmembrane transporter activity
Source: RefSeq, a predicted model, not a curated record